AGUGCUGUAAUUCUGGUUACCAUAUCCAGGCCUAAAGACCACAACACACUUUUUCUGGAUUGAAACCUCUUACAAAUACGUCCGUAGGGGCAUCUACCACACCGGUCCCACCUCACCUGAACACCCGUACAAGCAAGCUACAGUAACCUAAGACAAAGCUCCUCUUUGUGGGUCAGUGAUGCAGCGGGAGUGACGCAGCAGCCUCCAGUCCAGAAGACAACUGUACACAGCAGGAACAGGGGACCUCUGCCAGAACCACAGUCCACUUCCAGACAGCAGUGAAGAGGGAAGAUGAUGAAGGCCUGAUCUAGGCCAAAGGGAGAACGGGAGCCGGGUUGUCACUGUCCUUUCCUCCUCCUAAACAAACACCAGAGAGGCUUCCACAGUGGCAGAGACCUUCCGCACAGAGACAUUUUGAUGACCGUGGUGUCCCCGUGCACUCACAACCUGAUGGACAGCGCUCACCCUCACACUGUGCUCAGCAGGCUCAACGAGCAGCGCUCACAAGGCCUCUUCUGUGAUGUCACCAUCGUGGUGGAGGACGUUAAGUUUCGGGCCCAUAAGAACAUCCUGGCGGCCUGCAGCGGGUACUUCAGGAACGCUCUGACGACUCCCGAGACAUGGAGCUCCGGCCAGGUGCUGGAGCUAAUGGACCUGAAGUCUGAGGUGUUUGCCAGCAUCCUCAACUUUAUCUACUGCUCUAAAGUGACAGCGCCUAGUGCGGAGGACACGAGGGGGCUGGUGGCAGCUGGGAAAAGACUUGGAAUUCCUUUUUUAGAGAAGCUUGCCGAACAAGAGAGGCAGGAUGGAUGUGGUAAAUCCACAGACUCCAGCACAGUGUUGUCAAAAAAAGCAAAGACGGAAGCUCCCAGGCUUGAGGACGUUGACAGAGGGCCACGCAUCACCAACGCCUUCUCUAUCACUGAAGUGUGUCCUGGGAACAAUCUGUUCACCCCUCUGGUUCAAACCAACAGGGAGAGGCAGUCGCCAGAUGAGGGACAGCUCCCGUCAAGCUGCCCCACGACCUCCUGCCUCAACUGGAACAACGAGACAACCCAAGCCCUCUCAGAGCAUUCGUAUGCGGUGAGCAAAUCUACUGAUGGCAAAGACAGCAGUCAGUGGGACAACAAGAAGCCAGCAAUAACUCAGCCAAAGACACUUAUUUACAGGAACACGGGCCCGCUGAAAAAGCGCCACAGGCUGAGAGGCACUUUGUGUCGAAGUAUACUCCCAGCGCCAGCUCAACCACAAACAGAUAAACUAAACACAGUAACCCCCACAUUAGCUGAUGGGGUUUCUACAGCACCUGUGACAGCCAUGACACCACCACCGCUUUUUUCAGAGACAGAAACAGAAAAAAGUACAGGCCCAGGGCUACCUGUAGCCGCUGACAAUGUUCAAACUGAGUUAGGUCCGCCAGCCCUUUCCCCUCACCCAGAGGACAGCAUCUCAAUCUAUGGAUGUGAUCACUGUCCGGAGAUAUUCACAAACAAGGCUCUCCUCGCCAUUCACACAGAGGUGCAUAAAAAGCGUUUUGUCAGUCAUUUGUUUUGCAAGUUUUGCUGCAGGAAGUUCAUACACCUCAAACGGCUGCGCAACCACGAGCAAGUCUGUACCAAAGCCUUAAGAGGCCUGCCUAAAAUGGAUGCAACUGACACAUCAACUAAAGAGAUGGAACUUCAUUCAGAUGACACGGAGAGCAUCGUGACACAGCUUCCUCCUGCUGACCUCUCCGCCCCUAACACCCCGGAGCCCCUUCAAGUAGUGGACCAAUCAGAGCCUCCACAGGAAGUGAUGCAGAAGGCAGUGAGGCAGAGGAGAUACAACUGCAGUGUGUGUAAACGCGUCUACGUCACCAUAUCCAGUCUGAAGCGCCACGAGAACGUGCAUUCCUGGCAGAGGGCAUAUCCCUGUCAUUACUGUAAUAAAGUGUUUGCAUUGGCAGAGUACCGCACCAAGCAUGAAAUCUGGCACACAGGUGAACGCCGCUACCAGUGUAUUUUCUGCCUGGAGACGUUCAUGACAUAUUACAUCUUAAAGAACCAUCAGAAGUCUUUUCACGGCAUCGAUCCCAAUAUGGCCGUUAAGAAAAAAUCUGCCAACGGUGGUCUGAAAGCCAGCGUUUAUCCGAUCAAACUCUACAGGCUUCUACCUAUGAAGUUUAGAAAGAGACGAUACAAGACGUACAGUGAGACAUAUUCAGAGAGUGUUGAACGAGGUGACGAAGCCCAAACAGAGAACGACUCUCUGAUCCCACCGUUUGAAGAGAACGGUCUCAUCAGCCACCCUGAUGCCGUUUCAUUCCCUCUGACGUUCAUGGCAACGACAAAGAUGGUGGCACCCAUCAUGCCUCGCGUCAGCUUUGGCAAGCCAUGUGACCAAGAUGUCGACCAAAGUCUGAACAGUGAUUUGGAAAUUCAGAGAAAGGAGGCUGAGAAUAGAGGUUCACCCUUCACUGACUACGACAGCACCUUCUCUUUGCAGCCUGAGUCUCCUGCAGCAGGUUACAAAGAUGAUCCUCGAGUACAAAGUAACUCAGAGCGUCAUAAUGUGCCAUUCUUAAACUCUUUGAAUGCUGUUAAAAAGUUAGGUGAGCUAUCAGCUUCUGCAAAAAGAGUUGAGGAUAUGACCAAGGAGAUACUUCAAUCAAGCACUGAGAAUCUGACGCGUGAUAAAAGGGUGGUGGCAAAGACAGAAACAUAUAUUGCCAAACCUGCAUGCCCGGGCCCAUCUGCAGGCGGCGCGUCCAUGCCGCUCUGUCAGAUAACAGUGAAAAUAGGCAAUGAAGCCAUCAUUCGUCGCCGAUUCAAAGGGUCUAAGCUCUUCCCCAGAAAGAAAAGAAGAAUCAGAGAGCUGAGUGAGGAGGAGGGGAGCCAGAGUCAGUGUCCUCCAACACGGGAGGACUCAGAGAGCCCGAGGCUCCGCCUGAGAGCAGAAGGCGCUUCAGCCACAGAGCGAGAGAUCGGCGACGAUCCCAAUGACUGUGACACCGCUGAUAUGCUCUGGCGUCCCUACUAUUCCUACAAAGCUAAAAAGAAAAGGAAGAAGUUGAGAUUCAAGCACGGGAAGGCUUUAUUUCACGGUUAUCCUGAAACACCUGUAGAUAGAACUACUCCCAGUGAGGCCCACCUUGAUAAAAGUAUCUGGCUGACAGAAGAGAGCGUGUCAGGUGGAGGUGGUGGUGGAGGAGAGGUGAAACGUAGCCUCAGCCGGAACUCCAGCCCGAGGGCCACCUACAGCUGUGACAUCUGUGACAGCUCUUUUAUCACAGAGACUGGUCUAAGAGCUCAUGUUAUCGGCUCCCACCCGUGUUUCUGCCGGACUUGCGGUAAACAAGGUCCCCCCGGUGAGGCGCCAGCCGGUGGUGAUUACAUCUGCAACAGCUGUAUGGAGAACGGCUCCUGCUUUGAUAACACACCGCGGAGCCCCAACCCAGAGAAGAGGUACCGCUGCUCCUUCUGUCCCCAGCGUUUCCUCUACCUCGCCACCAAGAAAAGCCAUGAGAAAAAACACCAGGAGACAAACGAGGAGGGAUAUAAUUCUGACAGCUUCACACCAUGCUCUAAAUACUCUGCACACCUGGGGGACGACAAUAAACAAGACACCAUCAAAACAGAAGACAGCGACAAUCUAGGUGACAUAAAAAGUGAAAGGGUAGAAGAAGGACAUCUUUCCAUUGAUAAUAUUAAGCCUAAAGUUGAGGAUACAACUGACUUUAUGUCUUUGACUACCUACCAAGACAUUAAAAGUCCGUUAUCGCCCCGUAAUGACCCACUAUUUUCCCUGACGCCCUCAAAGGUGAAACAUAAAAUGGCGAAAAAAAGGAUCAACGCACAGCAUGCUAUGCAUCUGAUCUCAAAAAAGCAAGCCUGCGACAGAGACAUCGAUAGCAGCAGAACAACCGGUCACAAUGAUCUUGAGAAGUCCUGUAAACUCUUUAGGAGAAAUGACUCUGAAACUAAAGGAGGAGCCUACAUAUCUAUACACAAGCCAGAGAAAUGGACGUGCAAAGAGGAGCCGUUUUUUUAAAGAUCUUUGAGGACUGUGGACAUCAAUCGGCAAAAGAGAAAGUGAAUGACUUCAAGCCACUGCUUUAUUGUAAAGAGUGUUUGCAGCUGAGCUCAAUAAAAUGUUGUGAAUGGACACUAAACAUGAGGAUCUACAUCAGUGUAGGCUGUAAUCUCUUCCGCCCCUAAACUCAACGACUGAGCGAUUUUUCACCUUUGUAGAAGAUAUAUCUGGGAUAAUAUAGGACCUUCUGACACAGACUUCUUCAUCCGUUGUCUAUGCAUAAAGUAUAUGGCAGACUCAGUUACGUGAGUGUAAACAAUUUCAGAACAGCGGUAGGAUGUGUUGGAGAACAGAAAGCUGCCUAGUGUGUGUGAAACGUCUGGGGGAAAAACAGUAUGAAUUGUACAACUGUCACAUUUCUGAAUCUCACGUUCAGUUAACUGGCCGUGGUGAGUUGCACUUUAUAGUUAGACUAUGCUAAUCUGUUGGUUAAAUACUUUGGUAAUUAAAUUAUAAGCACCACUGAUAUCUUAUUUCUAAUUAACACAUGGAACCAUUGAGAUUAAAGUUAUUACUUUUGUCUGUUUAAUAUGUAUAAAACAUGUAAAACUACUUAAAUAAAUGUUGUUGAUAUUCUAAACAGUUA
Molecule: messenger RNA, 4657 nt
Organism: Sebastes umbrosus (honeycomb rockfish)
Lineage: Eukaryota; Metazoa; Chordata; Actinopteri; Perciformes; Sebastidae
Gene: zbtb38
Product: zinc finger and BTB domain containing 38
Exons: 3
Coding region: 418-4029 (1203 amino acids)
Biological process (GO): negative regulation of transcription by RNA polymerase II; regulation of cytokine production; regulation of immune system process
Molecular function (GO): protein binding
Source: RefSeq, a predicted model, not a curated record